Molecule: messenger RNA, 1507 nt
Organism: Labrus bergylta (ballan wrasse)
Lineage: Eukaryota; Metazoa; Chordata; Actinopteri; Labriformes; Labridae
Product: zona pellucida-like domain-containing protein 1
Cellular component (GO): cell surface
Source: RefSeq, a predicted model, not a curated record
AUGACUCUCCCUCUUUGUCUCCCUCUGCUGGUUGUGCUCCUGCAGCCAGCACUGUGUCUUUACAACUGCUCCUCUGUGUAUGAGAGGACCCCAGUCAAUUCAGACCUGACAGUUGACUGUGGCACGAACGUGAUCACCCUGGAGAUUAACCUGUGCACGGCUCAAUGGGCCGGCUUCAAUACCACAGACCUGGCUCUCAACGGAAAUCACAACACUUCAGACUGCCUCGGCUCUGUUGACACAAGUGUAUACCCUCCAAUCAUCCGUUACCAGCUUCCUGUCAACCACAGUCAGGAUAACCCCUGCAGACAGUCUCUGCAGAUAGUCGAUGAGGCCCCAGACCCCACAGGUCCCUUCAGCAGCUUCUUAAGCAUCCAGUCGGUUAUAAUCACAGGGUACAUUGACACACCCAAAUCUGACCAGGGGCUGAUUAGCUACUUAACAGACCUUUACUAUCACUUCUCCUGCCGCUAUCCGCUGGAGUACCUAAUCAACAACACACAGAUUGUUGCCUCUUCAGUUUCUGUGGCAACCAGUGAUAAUAAUGGCACCUUCAUCGAUACACUGAUGAUGGGUGUUUAUAAUGACUCGGACUACAUGUACCCAUUAGUGGUACCUUCAUCAGGGCUUGAGCUACGAUCCAGGAUCUAUGUAGAGGUCAAAGCUGUUAACCUCACGGGAAAUUUCCAUGUUCUGCUGGAUCACUGCUUCGGUACACCCAAAGCAUAUAACAUGUCACAGACUGAGCAGCACAACUUCUUCACUGGCUGUUCAUUGGACCAGAGGACAUUUGUGACAAGCAACGGCCUCUCCAAGGAAGCCCGGUUCAACUUCGAGGCCUUCCGCUUUGUUCAGCACCGGGACAAGGCCAAGUCAAGCAUCUAUCUGCACUGCAUACUAAGACUAUGUGAGCCCAGUAAAUGUCAAGAGCUGCUCUCUGGCUGUAACAGCAGAAGAAGAAGAUCUUUGACUCCUUUUGGAGAAGAAACCAGCGACUCUGCCACUGUUUCAGUCGGACCUCUUUACACUGCCAACGAAGACCGUCCAUAUGCAGCUGGCUUCAGUAAUAACAUGGCAGCAGAGAUGGAGGAUGUAAACGUGACGGGCCUGGUGGUAGGGGUGGUGUUUGGAUCGGCUGCUGCUGCCCUGCUGGUUUUGGGGGGCUGGUUCGCCCUGAAGAAGUUUUAUUGGGUAGGAGGAUUACCUCAUGCUUUUGACUGACAGAUCAACAAGCAAAUCCUCUUUCUUGUAUAAAUCCUUUGGUCUAUUAUUACCACAUCUGUAUUCUGAAGUCAUUAUAUGAAGGAACAGUCAAACAGAAACUAUGGUUCAUUGAAGUCAAUUCACAUGUGAUGUUGUUAAUUUGAUUCAAAGCUCCUGUGAGGAUUUUAUAGCUUGUUAUCAAACAGACUGAAAUGAAAAGUGUUGUCUCUUCAUGACCUUUAAAGGAAAACAAGACCAUCAGCAUGUAUAUAAAGUUAUUUUUAAUGUCUGAAGCUGCAACAGU